AUGGCCCCCAAGGCUGCUGAGAAGAAGCCCAGCACUGGUGGCAAGGCCCCGGUUGGCGGCAAGGCUCCCGCUGAGAAGAAGGAGGCUGGCAAGAAGACUGCCACCGCUGCCUCCGGCGACAAGAAGAAGCGCGGCAAGACCCGCAAGGAGACCUACUCCAGCUACAUCUACAAGGUCCUCAAGCAGGUCCACCCCGACACUGGUAUCUCUACUCGCGCCAUGUCCAUCCUGAACUCGUUCGUCAACGACAUCUUCGAGCGUGUUGCGACCGAGGCCUCCAAGCUCGCUGCCUACAACAAGAAGUCCACCAUCUCCUCCCGGGAGAUCCAGACCUCGGUGCGGCUGAUUCUGCCCGGUGAGCUGGCCAAGCACGCCGUGUCGGAAGGCACCAAGGCCGUCACCAAGUACUCGUCUUCGGCCAAAUAA
Messenger RNA from Penicillium lagena, 426 nucleotides. Its product is annotated as histone H2B family protein. The transcript is spliced from 3 exons. Gene Ontology annotation, cellular component: nucleosome. The coding region runs from base 1 to 426 and encodes 141 amino acids. Lineage: Eukaryota; Fungi; Ascomycota; Eurotiomycetes; Eurotiales; Aspergillaceae. Gene Ontology annotation, molecular function: structural constituent of chromatin; protein heterodimerization activity; DNA binding. Gene Ontology annotation, biological process: nucleosome assembly. The record is from RefSeq and is a predicted model, not a curated record.